This is a messenger RNA of Phragmites australis (common reed), 1891 nucleotides long. Its product is annotated as fatty acyl-CoA reductase 1-like. The record is from RefSeq and is a predicted model, not a curated record. Lineage: Eukaryota; Viridiplantae; Streptophyta; Magnoliopsida; Poales; Poaceae. The transcript is spliced from 7 exons. Gene Ontology annotation, molecular function: alcohol-forming very long-chain fatty acyl-CoA reductase (NADP+) activity. Gene Ontology annotation, biological process: long-chain fatty-acyl-CoA metabolic process; suberin biosynthetic process. Gene Ontology annotation, cellular component: intracellular membrane-bounded organelle. Bases 71 to 1561 code for a protein of 496 amino acids.
UCCCUUCCUUCCUCCCCCCCCCCCCCUCAUCUCUCUCCCUCUCUCUCAUACACAAGCACACCACAAAAAGAUGGUUGCCGCAAUGGAGGAAGGAAGGAUCCCUGGGUACUUCAAGAACAAGAGCAUCUUGAUCACCGGUUCAACAGGCUUCCUUGGAAAGAUACUUGUGGAGAAGAUACUGAGGGUCCAGCCUGACGUCAAGAAGAUCUAUCUCCCGGUGCGAGCAGCCGAUGCAGCAUCGGCCAAGCAACGGGUGGAGACUGAGGUGAUCGGGAAGGAGCUGUUUGGGCUUCUGAGGGAGAAGCACGGCAAUGGUUUCCAGUCUUUCAUGGAAGAGAAGAUCGUUCCGUUGGCUGGAGACAUCAUGUAUGAGAAUUUCGGCGUGGAGGGGUCCCAGCUGAGAGAGAUGAGUCGAGAGCUCAACGUCAUCGUCAAUGGAGCCGCGACCACCAACUUCUACGAGAGGUACGAUGUGGCUCUGGAUGUGAAUGUGAUGGGGGUGAAGCAUAUGUGCCAGUUGGCUGAGAGGUGCCCCAAUCUGGAGGUGAUCCUCCAUGUUUCCACAGCUUAUGUGGUUGGGGAGAAGCAAGGGCUGGUACAGGAGAGAGCGUUCGGGAAGGGCGAGACCCUGAGGGCAGGCACGCAGCUGGACAUCGACGCGGAGCUGAGGAUGGCAAGGGACUCGAGGAAGCAGCUGGCGGAGGAGGAGGACGGCUCGGAGAAGAAGGAGAGGAAGGCCAUGAAAGAGCUUGGGCUCGCCAGGGCUCGUGAGUUCGGAUGGCCCAACACGUACGUGUUCACCAAGGCGCUGGGGGAGAUGAUGCUGGGGCAGCUCCGCGGCGACAUCCCCGUCGUCAUCGUGCGCCCCAGCAUCAUCACCAGCAUCCACAAGGACCCCUUGCCAGGAUGGAUCGAAGGGACCAGGACGAUCGAUGCCAUCCUGAUCGGGUACGCCAAGCAGAACCUCUCCUGCUUCUUGGCUGACCUCGACUUCACCAUGGACGUGAUCCCGGGGGACAUGGUGGUGAACGCGAUGAUGGCCGCGACGGUGGCGCACGCGUCGCCGGAGCGGCGCGGGCAGCAGACUGCGGUGUACCACGCGACGUCCUCGCUGCGGAACCCGGCGCCGUACGCGGUGCUGUACCGGACGGCGUUCCGCUACUUCAGCGAGCACCCGCGCGUGGGGAAGAAGGGCGAGCCCGUCCGCGCCUGCAAGGUCCACUUCUUCAGCACCAUCGCCGCCUUCCACCUCUACAUGGUCAUCAAGUACAAGCUGCCGCUCGAGCUCCUGCAUCUGCUCAACCUGCUCUGCUGCGGCCUCUUCUCGCAGCUCUACAACGACCUCAACCGCAAGUACAAGUUCGUCAUGCAACUCGUCGACCUCUACGGGCCCUUCGCGCUCUUCAAAGGAUGCUUCGACGACGGCAACAUGGAGAAGCUUCGACUGGCAAUGGCGGUGGACGACAGCGUGGCCUUCAACUUCGACCCCAAGUCCAUCGACUGGGACGAUUACUUCUACAAGAUCCACAUCCCCGGUGUCGUGAAGUAUGUCCUCAAGUGACGACGCAUCCGAAUGAGAGUGCAUAUAUACUAUAUAUCCAUCCAUCCAUCCAUCCUCAAUCACCGAUCGUGCAUCGAGUGAUGACAUCAAGGUCUGCCCAGCCGACCCGGCAGCUUAGCUUAUUAGCUUGGAGGAGCGGUAACAUUUUGUAGCAAUCUGCUGGUGCUGCUGAUAGACGUCGACGUCCACUAUCUUGUUCGUUCUGUGGUAGCGGGGAUCAAAAUUAAAGAAACUGCUAGUAUUAGUAUUAUUUGUAAUGUUCUUAUCAAUUACCAUUGCUGAAUUACUUAUAAGCAAGGUUACUGUAUUAUCGAUCGUGGGAAAUUUACA